Orbicella faveolata is the source of this 921-nucleotide messenger RNA. RefSeq lists its product as uncharacterized. NCBI's taxonomy places the organism in Eukaryota, Metazoa, Cnidaria, Anthozoa, Scleractinia, Merulinidae. The record is from RefSeq and is a predicted model, not a curated record.
CUUUGAAUAGAGUCUUUAUCUACGAAAGUGUCGUUUGAAUACGUUUUCUACAUUUGGUGCCGAGACCCGGGAAUUGAAACUGGGAUUCUAGCGUUGUGAAGAACGUCUCAAAGGAAGCUGUUGUGAAGUCAAAGCUGCACUAGCUGAAAGCACGUGGGCGACCAAUUAUGCCGCCGAAAUUGAGGAAUUUGAAAAAAUUUCGCGAUGGUCACCGAAAGUUCGUCCAGAAAACUAUCGAACAAGCCAAAGGGCUAAUCUCUGAAGGCAAUUCCAUCGAAGUGAAAAGGCUGAAAUUUCUUCGAACCGCCCUUGAAACGAAAAUGUCGGAGCUUCAAUCGCUCGACCGCGAAAUUGUGGAGCUGGUGGACGACGUAAAAACCAUCGAUACCGAAGUCUCUGAGAGCUGUGAGAUAAUGAGUUCCAUUCAGGAGUGUAUUGUUGAGUUAGAAUCUGUUUUGGAAGCUCAAGAAAUGCAGGGUAAGAGUCAGGAAUUCCCUUCUGUGGCGCAACUUCCUCCUUCCGAAAGCGCGGGAACUUCUCAAGAUCACGUUUCGAAGGCAAAGUUGCCGAAGCUCGAGCUUAAGAAGUUUCACGGAAAUCCCAUACACUGGUAUCCCUUUUGGGAAUCUUUCGAGUCUGCGGUUCAUAAGAACCCAAAUUUGUCUUCAGUGGAUAAAUUCAAUUAUUUGCAGUCACUUCUUACUGGCACCGCGCGUAGUACGAUCGCUGGUCUGGCCCUGACGAGUGCAAACUACGAAAAGGCAGUUGGACUGCUUAAACAAAGAUUCGGAAAUCGACAGAUAGUGAUCUCCAGCCACAUGGAAGUGCUCACUAAACUCCCCAAGGUGGAAUCGAUAAGCGAAGUAAAGAAACUCCGAAGCUUGUACGACACAGUGGAAUCUCAUGUUUGUGGAUUGGAAA